AUGCCCUCCAAGCAGAAAGCAAGCGACCCCGUCACCCACCUGAUCGGCGGAGCAGUCUCGGGUCUCUGUGCAUGCAUCUUUGUCCAGCCCCUCGACCUGAUCAAGACCCGUCUCCAACAGCAGCAGCAAGCCCACCUCGCUUUCAUUAAGCAGGGCGGCCAGGCUGGUCUCUCCAUUGCUCCCUUGGAAAGCACGAUCUGGAAGACGGUGUUUGGGAUCGUCAAGGAAGGAUCAGUUCUCAGUCUCUGGCGCGGAACUGCGCCCACCAUCGUCAGAAAUGUUCCGGGAGCCGCCAUGUAUUUCACAGUCUUGAACGAGGCAAGAACACUCCUUGCCCGGCGCAAGAUCAACAACGGUGCUGAUCUAUCAGAAACAAACAACGCUUCAGGCAGCGCAUUGCCUAAACUCAGCAACACCGAGAACUUGGUUGCCGGAGGUGCAUCCCGAGCUGCUAUCGGAUUCGUCAUGAUGCCUGCCACCGUCAUUAAAGUGCGAUACGAGAGUAACCUUUACAACUACAAGAGCAUGUCAGGAGCAUUCACAUCGAUCUUCAGAACCGAAGGCAUCCGAGGUCUGUGGGCAGGAUUUGGAGCGACUGCCAUGAGAGACGCUCCAUUGGCAGGCCUCUAUGUCCUCUUCUACGAACAGGCCAAAACCUAUCUUGGAAAUUUGCGGACAACGUCGCCAUACUUUGACGUGAGCACUCCUACGAUCCAUAUGGUGGCAGGUGUCACUGCCGGAUUCUUCUCGACAACAUUGACUCAUCCCUUUGAUAUGCUCAAGACAAGGAUGCAGCUCAAGCCUGCCGAGUACAGGAACGUCCUCCAAGCCGCACGCAAAGUGCUCCUGGUACGGCCAUUGAUUUUGAACCUGGAGAAAAUGUAG
This is a messenger RNA of Linnemannia hyalina, 885 nucleotides long. The record is from the annotation of a GenBank genome assembly. NCBI's taxonomy places the organism in Eukaryota, Fungi, Mortierellomycota, Mortierellomycetes, Mortierellales, Mortierellaceae.